AUGGGGCCCUUAAAGACAUUACUGGCCUUGGCUGGCUCAGGCUUGACGCAACUAGCUUUUGCUAAGUUGGUUCAAUUUGAUCUAGACCUUACCUGGGAAAAAGGUGCACCGGAUGGCAAUGUUCGGGAAAUGGUUUUCAUGAACGGCCAAUUUCCAGGUCCUGAGUUACGAUUAGACCAAGGUGAUGAUGUUGAGGUCACUGUUCACAAUCGCCUACCUUUUAAUACAUCCGUUCAUUUCCACGGAAUCGAACAAUUCAAUACUCCAUGGUCCGAUGGAGUCCCAGGAUUGACCCAAAAGCCCAUUGAGCCCGGUCGCAAUUGGACCUAUCGAUGGAAGGCCACCCAGUAUGGAACAUAUUGGUACCAUUCUCAUGCCCUGGGGGAGAUGAUGAAUGGUCUCUAUGGCCCGAUCUCGAUCAAUCCGGCACCUGAGACACCGCAGCCUUUCCAUCUUAUCUCAAGCAACCCGGCCGACAUCGAAGCAAUGCAACGGGCAGAGAAGGAUCCACAGCUGAUCAUGUUGUCUGAUUGGGAUCAUUUGACCUUUGAUCAAUAUCAGAAGCUGCAGGUGGAUAGUCAUAUGGAAGUUUUCUGUAUGGACAGUGUUCUCAUCAACGGCCGUGGCGCAGUUUACUGCCCCGGGGGCGAGAACAUCUCCAACGUUGAGCUCAGUUACGUGAAAACUGCUAUGGACAACACACCUUUGACGGAUAAAGGAUGCUUGCCAAACAUCUACAAGGUGCAGGGUAACUUCCCUCCUUACGACGAGACAAAGAUUCCUCAGGGUGUCAACUGGGGCUGCCAACCCACCACUGGAAACCAUGAAAUUAUCGAGGUAGAUGGCAAUGCUGGUUGGGUGAGCUUGAAAUUCAUCAGUGCCGCUGCUUUGAAGGCCCUCAUCUUCUCUAUCGAUGAACACCCGAUGUACAUUUACGAAGUGGACGGCAGCUAUGUGGAGCCCAUGCUUGUUGAGGCCUCUAGCAUCUACACCGGCGAACGAUACGCAGCGAUGAUCAAGCUGGACAAGCCUUGGAAAGACUAUACCAUUCGAGUACCGGAUACCCAGGGCGAUCAGAUCAUUUCCGGUUUUGCUACCAUGCGCUACAAGGGCUCCACCAACCGGGACGCAUCGCAUCCCUACGUCAAUUACGGUGGAACUAAUACAUCUGCCUCCGUUGUGUAUAUGGACAACCGGGCAAUCCACCCGUACCCUGCUGUUACUAUCCCUGCCAAAGCCGACCAGUUUGUUAACCUGACCCUUGGUCGCUCAGGCGCGUCCUACACAUUUACUAUUACUGGUGGUCACCUUUGGAACGAGAUGGUUAACCUGGAUGACCCAAUUCUUUAUGAUCUCCAAGCCAAGAAUAACCUAGCACCUGAGCUUGUCGUCGAAACCAAGAAUGGCACCUGGGUCGAUAUCCUUCUGCAGCUCGGUCAUUUCCCUAACACCGCUGACGUGACUGGUGCUCAUGUCAUUCAUAAGCACUCUAACAAAGCUUUCAUCCUUGGUGCCGGUCCCGGAUUCUUCAACUGGGCCAACACCGAAGAAGCAGUUUCUGAGCAUCCUGAGUAUUUCGAGCUGCAGAACCCUUCAAUGCGAGACACCUUUGUUACCCUCGGCAACCGCGGCUCGACAUGGAUGGUAAUCCGUUAUCAAGUGAUUAAUCCUGGGCCGUUCAUUUUCCACUGUCACCUUGAGACACACAUGGCAAACGGCAUGGCUGUUGCUAUACUCGAUGGCGUGGAUGCCUGGCCUCAGGUCCCCGCUGGUGAGGACCAAAGUCCCAACCCCAUACAAGUCUCUACUCCAAGCAGCACUCCCCGUUCCCAAACGAAGACUCCAUAUGCGAAACCAUCCUCCACACCUGUUACCAAGCCAUCCACUUUCAGCUCCCAGCCGCAGCCUAACACACCUAACGCUCAAACUCAUACUCCUUACCCUUGGCUGUAUGCACCCAGCGUUCAGCCGUCUGCACCCCCUUCUCAGACUACCCCCAGUCCUCAGUCGUACACACCUAGUGCGCAGACUCCUGCCCCUCAGUCCGAGACUUUGGAUCCAUACCUGGAGCCCCCAUCGUCGGCAUGGCUUUCAAGACACGGCAAGGAUCGCCGUGCUACCGAGAAUAUGGAACAAUCCGAAGGCGAGGAAGCAGAAAAGCGACACAAGGCCUAUCCUCAUGAAGUUACCCUGAUUGAGGAAAAGACAAUUCACAAGAAGUUGGCGGGAAAGCCUCAAUGA
Messenger RNA from Penicillium pulvis, 2241 nucleotides. RefSeq names its product multicopper oxidase. Bases 1 to 2241 code for a protein of 746 amino acids. The transcript is spliced from 4 exons. Lineage: Eukaryota; Fungi; Ascomycota; Eurotiomycetes; Eurotiales; Aspergillaceae. Gene Ontology annotation, molecular function: oxidoreductase activity; copper ion binding. The record is from RefSeq and is a predicted model, not a curated record.